Messenger RNA from Neolamprologus brichardi, 3444 nucleotides. It is a transcript of the gene cmtm4, whose product is annotated as CKLF-like MARVEL transmembrane domain containing 4. Gene Ontology annotation, cellular component: membrane. NCBI's taxonomy places the organism in Eukaryota, Metazoa, Chordata, Actinopteri, Cichliformes, Cichlidae. The record is from RefSeq and is a predicted model, not a curated record.
ACAGCGGCGUCCGUACGCAGCCGUACUGCGCGCUGCUGCUGUGGAGGCUGCAUAAUUAAGUUUACAACAGGAGACAGCGCGGAUCUCUCUCGCUUAUUCUGGGCCACAAUGGGUGAAUGUUUUUCGGUCUCACAGCACGGCAGGCAUUUUCCCCCGAUCUGCCGAACUAACCGGAGUCGUCCGUGGUAAAGUCAGUGGCACAAGGACUCGAACAAGUGACCCGCCUAACAUAGUUCUAAGUGCGGCUGUUUUGGAGAGGCGCAACACUGGAACCGGGAGGAACCGCCUGGAGGUGGAGGGGGUGGCUGCACUGAUCCUAUACCAGUCCUGCACGCGAUGUUAAAGAGCAACUACCGUUGCGGUUUCACCUCGGGGUGGCUACGAGAAGUGGACUGUCCGGUUUGUUUCCCCCAUCUGCUCCCAGCUUGCGUGGAACAAAGUGUGCUGUCUGUCACAUAAGCCGCGCAGUGAGGUAGAUCCAGGAGGACUGGCAGCGUCGGUUUCCAUUUGUCUCUCUCUCUCUUAAAAAAAGAGUUCAGCUUCUCCAGAAAUCAUGAGGACCACCGAAGAGACGGAGGGCUUUGACGGCGAGGCCUCCAACACUUCCAUGAUCUCCGGGGCCAGCAGUCCCUACCAGCCCACCACCGAGCCCGUCCAUUCGCGGAACGUUUUUGGGGGGAUAGUGUGCGACAUGGAGUACCUGAAGUCAUACUUGGGGAUUUUAAAGGUGGUUGAAGUGGUCCUUUCACUCAUCGGCUUCAUCUGCAUAGAAACUAUCAUGAUGUGUUCCCCCUGUGGAGGGGUCUACUUCUUUGAGUUUGUCAGCUGCAGUGCUCUUGUGGUGACAGGAGUCCUCCUCCUGAUCUUCUGUCUCAACAUCCACACCAAGGUGCCCCACGUAAACUGGAACCUCACGGACCUUGUUAACACAGGUGCCAGCACCCUGUUUUUCUUCUUGUCAUCUCUCGUGCUUGCUUGCAUCAAUCACAACACUGGAGCUGAAAUAGCAGCAGUGAUUUUUGGCUUCCUGGUGACUGUCGUGUACGGAAUAAACACCUUCUUGGCAGUGCGGAAGUGGCGCCGUGGCGCUGGGUGUCAGGGGGUGGCUCAGGCCAGCGAUUACAUUCGGGCACGCACGGCAUCGCGUGGCGAGGUGGAGCCACGACCUGAGCUUGCAUGAGUGCUGGCAGACAAUCAGGAAGACUAAGAGAAAGCCACUCUACCAGCAGCUGACUCUAAUGGAAACAGCUCUGCCUUCAGAACAGUAUUUCCACUCCAGUGAGACAGCCACCUUCAGCUCACCGCACGCUUUUGGCUUCUCAUCACAACACUUCAGCUGUGAAUGAGGCUCCGUGGCUUUGUUCAGCAGCCGUCCUGGCAACUCCUGCUGACACAUAAACACUUAAGUUGAAAACCCGGGUCACAUUUGACGGUGUGCUUUGUAAAACCCUUCAUCUACAUGUUUUUCUAAAGCACUUUGAAGGACAACUUCCCCUGAAAGGCUACAAAGAGAAAGCCUGACUUCUACCCAGCUGUGCACCUACUCUGGCUCCGGUAUAUGUGUUGACUUUUGAGCACGCUUUGUCUUUCACUGUGAAUGAAGUCCAGUAAAACAAGGUCAGCUUUUGUACAGUCUGCUUAUGUCAUGCCGCUGAAGUUUGUGGUAAUAAAUGUGAUCAUGAAAUGAGGAAACCAGUGGACCAGCAACAAACCCUAACCUGCAGUCCAACCAUGACUUCAUUGUUCUUUCUCACAGCUUUUACCUUCUACCUUUGAGCAUUUUUUUAAUUAUACAUGCUCUCAUGAAAGUCUCCUUGCCCUUGUCUUGGCUAAUCUUACAAAUCUUACUUUUACACAUGACUUUUAGCCACUAUUGCCAUACUGCAUUUGCUGUCAGCAUUUAUGGAGUAAGUGCAGAUUACAUGCACUACAUUAGUCCACAACACUUAAAAUGGGGAAAAAAUAACUUCUUUGUAACACAAAUGCAUCCAGUUGGUUUGACACAAUAACAGGGACAUAAUUUUUAGCAGAGCUUAAAAAGUUUUACUUAUAGAUGUGUGUUAGGCCUACACUGUGAGCCUGGAGGAGGUUAUAUCAAGCAAUGAUAAGGUAAUCCGUAUCUUAAUUUUGCACACGUCCAACACUUCAGGUAACACAAAUCUUAAAAGUACAUCAGUGAGAUUAAUUUAAAGCAAACAUCAGUAGAUGGCGUGGUUGAGACCAAUGUCAUUAGCCUAUACACUGCUUCUCAGGUACUGAACCUCCUAUAUUACAAAAAAAAAUCACAGGGUGCCUCGACCUAAACACUGUGUUUCCUAAUGCCUUUCUAAAUAUUAGACUUGAUGAGUCUGUGGGGUGGAAACAUGGUACAUUUAGCAAAUCUGUGGUUGAUUGAAAUGUUUGUAUAUGUAUCUACAAUGAUAUUAUCCCACAUUUCAUGUAUUAUGAUAUCCCCAUCCUUCAUUAACCUUAUAGCAGCCUCUGCAAAGCCCAUCCAUCCAAUACUGAUUUCACUUUAAUAUUUUUCAGUUGGUCAGUGCACCUGAAGUACACAGGAAGUUAAACCUUUGUCUACUUAUUUAGCAUCUGAUCUUCUUUUAAUGUACACUACAGUUAAGACCUGAACCUUCUUCGGGCAAGUUGACAAUGGCCCCCUCUUCUGGUCUUUAUAUGAAAUGUAUCUUUUUGUUGCGUCAGUGGAUCGGGUGUAUAGUCAGAUGAUUUUACAUUAGUGUGCUUAUAAGUGAAGGACCAGAAAUGUAUUUGACUGUGGAUUUCUUUUUUUUAAAUUAAGACUAAUAAAUGCCCUGAAGAUGCUUGAUUAACCAGGCAUUUCUUAGAUUUUAAAUAACUUAUGUUUUAAUGCUGUUUCUCUUGGUUUGGUGAUUGACAUAGACGUAUGAGAAGACAAUCUUGUUUGUAUUUAUGUGUGUGUAACUUACUUUGAUGGAUUUGUUUUUGAGUAAUACUAUUACCAUGUUCACUUAAGAAUUUGUACAGCAACAAAAUCACGCUAUUGCAUUACGCUAUUUGGUCAUAUAAACCGACCAUAUUUGUCAAACGCUUAUCAAGCUGCAGCUCUCUCUGUGUACGACUGUGCUGCAAUAUGUUACGAAAUUUGUAUUUAUGAGAAAGAAAAGGCUUUCUGCUGGUUUGCAGGUCGUGACAUAAACGGCAAACAAUGAUCCGAUCACGAAGAAGUGUGGAGACUUCACACUGGUUUAUAUUGACAUUAUUGAAAUGAAGACAGGUUUUUAUUCAAACUUUUUUUUGCAAAAAAAAAAAUCCAAAACCAAACAAAAAAUAAACAAGCAGGCAACAUACAUCUACACUGGUUUUACAAAGGUACCCGUUUAUGAAAUGGUACUGUGUGGGGAUGUUGUUUGAAUGUUUCAAAUAAACUGAAGGUUCUCCUACUUAUUGGAAAGAAUAAAUCAUUUAAAA